AUGCUGGCAGCUUUUAAGAAAGGAGUGGUUGGAGGAGUGAAAGUUCACGUUGAUCGUCUACAGACACUAAUAUCUGGAGCUGUGGUAGAACAACUUGACUUCUUACGAAUCAGUGACACAGAAGAGCUUCCAGAAUUUAAGAGUUUUGAGGAACUAGAAGUUCCCAAACAUUCAAAAGUCAAACGACAAAGCAGCACCUCCAAUGCUCCUGAACAAGAACAGCAGCCAGAUGUCACCAUUACUGAAUGGAAAAACAAACCCACCCAAGAAAUUCUUCAAAAACUGAAAGACUGUAGUUGUCUGGCUAGCCAAGCCAUCCUGCUGGGUAUACUGCUCAAAAGAGAAGGGCCCAACUUCAUCACAAAGGAAGGUACCGUUUCUGAUCACAUUGAGAGAGUCUACAGAAGAGCUGGCAGCAAAAAAUGUUGGUCGGUGGUGCGCCAUACAGCAAGUCUUUUAAGUAAACUAGUGGACAGCCUGGCCCCAUCCAUUACUAAUGUUUUAGUGCAGGGCAAACAGGUAACUCUGGGUGCCUUUGGACAUGAAGAAGAGGCUAUCAAUCCUUUGUCUCCAAGAGUGAUUAAGAACAUCAUCUAUUACAAGUGUAAUACCCAUGAUGAGAGGGAGUCGGUCAUUCAGCAAGAACUGGUCAUUCACAUUGGCUGGAUCAUCUCCAAUAACCCGGAGUUAUCCCGUGGCAUGCUGAAAAUACGAAGUGGGUGGAUGAUCCAUGCUACGGGGUAUGAACUACAGAUCCGUGGCGGAAACAAGCCAGCCAGAGACUUAUAUCAGAUGUCACCUAGUGAAGUGAAACAGCUUCUCCUGGGUAUUCUGCAGCCUCGACGGAAUGGAAGAUGUUAGCUGAACAGGUGUCAGAUCGAUGGGUCUUUGAAUAGAACUCCCCCUGAGUCCUAUGACUGCGUGUGGCAGAUCCUGGAGCACACACCCAAUGGAAUCAUUGUAGCCGGAAGGCAUUUGCCCCAGCAACCAACCCUGUCAGAUAUGACCAUGUAUGAGAUGAAUUUCUCUUUCCUUGUUGAAGACAUGUUGGGAAAUAUUGACCAGCCAAAAUACAGACAGAUAGUUGUGGAGUUACUAAUGGUUGUAUCCAUUGUACUGGAAAGAAACCCUGAGCUAGAAUUUCAAGACAAAGUAGAUCUAGACAAACUGGCGAAAGAAGCAUUUCAUGAAUUUCAAAAAGAUGAGAGUCUACUAAAAGAAGCUGAAAAACAAGAUGACAUGACUUCCUUUUACAGUACUCGCCCCCUGGGAAAAAGAGGUACAUGCAGCUAUUUGACAAAGGUCGUGAUGAAUUUGCUGCUGGAAGGAGAAGUCAAGCCAAGCAAUGAUGACCCAUGUCUGGUUAGCUAGUGAGGAAGGUGUUAGAGACUCUGUUGAGGAAGGUUUUCCAGAAGUGUGUUAAGUUUGUGUUGAAGCUUAAUCACGGCAGCCAUUAAUGUGUGGGCUGAUCGUGCUGGUGAGUAGUUGCCACACCCUUGGCAGAGUUAUUGGACCUCUUGCAUGCCAUAAGCAAUCUGGUGGUAAGAACUGCUUAUAAUCAAGUGAAAGUAAGUUCUCAUGAUUAUGCCCACUACAAUAAUAAUCUUUACUGAACAAUAGUAAUUGUUUAUGAAUUGAAAGUUCACCACUGCAUGUUUUAUGAUUACACAGCUCGUCAAAAUGAGUCUUUGCACUUUGGACUAAAUUCCCACCUUACUGCCAAUUAAAUGAAUUUUCCAACUAAUUAUGCAUACUAGGAAUGAAAAUAUAUUGAAAGAAUGGUACAUUUUUUUAAGUGGUAUUAUAAUGCUAGAAAAAGAUACCAGUAUGCAUCAUAAAAGCAAGAUCAGCCAGUUGAUAUUUUGAUUCUCAAACUGCAUUAUUGAUAAUAUUUUAGUAUACAGAGCUAUUGUACAAUUUUUGCCUUGUAAACAUGAUUGUGGUUUUGUAUUUGUGCUAACU
This is a messenger RNA of Globicephala melas (long-finned pilot whale), 1962 nucleotides long. The record is from RefSeq and is a predicted model, not a curated record. NCBI's taxonomy places the organism in Eukaryota, Metazoa, Chordata, Mammalia, Artiodactyla, Delphinidae.